Molecule: messenger RNA, 969 nt
Organism: Rotaria sp. Silwood2
Lineage: Eukaryota; Metazoa; Rotifera; Eurotatoria; Philodinida; Philodinidae
Source: the annotation of a GenBank genome assembly
AUGAAUCUAUGUCAAACAAUUCAAAAUACGCUUGAUAGCACACUUAGAAAUGAUGAUACUGCUAUUAUAUUCGGUGAAGAUGUUGCAUUUGGUGGUGUUUUUCGAUGUACAGCAGAUUUAAGAUCAAAAUACGGCGCUGAUCGUGUAUUUAAUACACCAUUAUGUGAACAAGGUAUAAUUGGUUUUGGAAUAGGUGCAGCCGUUGCUGGAACAACAGCUAUUGCUGAAAUUCAAUUUGCUGAUUAUAUCUUUCCAGCAUAUGAUCAAAUUGUAAAUGAAGCAGCUAAAUAUCGAUAUCGUUCACAGAAUUUAUUUAAUUGUGGUCGUCUUACAAUUCGUACACCAUGGGGUGCAGUUGGACAUGGUGCACUCUAUCAUUCACAAUCACCUGAAGCACAAUUUAUGCAUACACCUGGCAUUAAAGUCGUUAUUCCACGUAGUGCAAUUCAAGCUAAAGGAUUACUUUUAUCCUGUAUUAAAGAUGAUAAUCCAUGCAUAUUUUUUGAACCGAAAAUUCUCUAUCGAUCUGCUAAAGAAGAUGUACCACUCAAAGAAUAUACUAUUCCUUUAUCUAAAGCUCAAGUUAUAUCCGAAGGUUCUGAUGUGACACUUGUUUCAUGGGGAACUCAAGUUCAUGUUAUGCGUGAAGUAGCACAAAUGGCAGCGAAAGAAAAUAUAUCUUGUGAAGUAAUUGAUUUACGAACCAUUCUACCAUGGGAUAUUGAUACAAUAUGUCAGUCCGUGAGUAAAACAGGUCGAUUACUUAUAAGCCACGAAGCACCAAUAACUGGUGGUGUUGGUGCUGAAAUUGCUGCUACUGUUUCUAAAGAAUGUUUCUUAAAUCUUGAAGCACCAAUAGAACGUAUAUGUGGUUAUGAUAUUCAUCCAAUUCCACAUGUUUUUGAACCAUUUUAUUUCCCAUCUAAAUGGCGUUGUUUGGAAGCUAUCAAGCGUAUGCUAAAUUUUUGA